This is a messenger RNA of Gossypium raimondii (Peruvian cotton), 764 nucleotides long. RefSeq lists its product as hypothetical. The record is from RefSeq and is a predicted model, not a curated record. Bases 393 to 638 code for a protein of 81 amino acids. Lineage: Eukaryota; Viridiplantae; Streptophyta; Magnoliopsida; Malvales; Malvaceae. The transcript is spliced from 2 exons.
UCUUCGAUAAUAGCUAUCUAUAUAAAAUAAAUUCAAAGAAGAAUUUUAUAUACGUCGGCGAUAAACAGCACAGAUAAGAUAAUAGCGUAAGCCCAGAAGAAACUAAGACAGGUUAAUCAUCGGACCAGACAACAGAUCUGGUGGAGAGUUGGUAUUGGUUGGUCAUCGCUUCGCUUUCAAAAAUAGUGGAAUGGCAUAAUGUAAACGGCACAUACGUCUGCACCAGAUUUUAUUUACUUAUUUUAUUUAUAGCCUUGCUUGUCUUGUCUUAUUUAUUGUACCACUUCCUCAAUCAUUGUUAUAUCCGAAGAAAUCAAGGAAAGCAAGAGAGGUGCAGAAAGAUAACCAAAGAACAAAGUUAAGAGCAUAAUUAGGAACAAGGAAUAAACAAUAUGUGUUGCUGCUGCUGUGAUGACGAUUGUGAAUGCAGGCCUUUAGGCUUCCUCUUGGGUCUGCCCUUUGCGUUUUUAUCCCUCCUUAUCUCCAUGGUCGGCAUAAUCGUCUGGAUUGUAGGGUUGGUGUUGACUUGCAUCUGCCCGUGUUGCUUGUGCGUAACAAUCAUAGUAGAGUUUGCACUCUGUUUGAUCAAGGCUCCCGUUCUGGUCAUGAAGUGGUUCACCUCUAAGAUCCCUUGUUAGAACUAUUGAAUUCUAUAUUGAUUUCAUUUAUGGUUUUUGUUAUAAAGUAGUAACCAUUGUUGAUUGUUCUUCCUUUUCGGCUCAAUCUUUGAUUAAUUAUGAAAUCUUAUUUCAUUCAUUUAGUAA